Messenger RNA from Humulus lupulus (European hop), 730 nucleotides. RefSeq lists its product as uncharacterized. The transcript is spliced from 4 exons. Lineage: Eukaryota; Viridiplantae; Streptophyta; Magnoliopsida; Rosales; Cannabaceae. The coding region runs from base 199 to 603 and encodes 134 amino acids. The record is from RefSeq and is a predicted model, not a curated record.
GGUUGCACGGAUACGCAGUGGCAAAAAGCAAUUGAUUUUUUCCGUCGCCCAGAAAUUACGAAACGUUCUGUGGUCAACAAGGAAAAUAGAAAGAAAUUGAAAGAGCUUAGCUAUGGAGGUUCUCAGUCAAUCCCAGCCUUACGCUAUAAAAAGCGCAAUUUAGAGACUGGGCAACUUGAGUCCAUCCCGGAUAGCUGGAUGGAUACUCACCAUAAAUCAGGCACAGGGUGGGUGACAGAGACAGCAAAAAAUACUUGGGAGGAAUUGCGUGCAUACCGCGACACACAGCAGACACAGGCAAUUGAUACUGAGAGUUCCACACCAGUUUCGAGUGCGCCUGAAGAUGAAGACAUAUCUUUGGUACAAAAUGUCUUCGGAAAACGACGGGGCCACCAGAAAGGAUAUGGACGUAUCCUUAACAUAAGGGACCGAACUCCAUUUGAUUUUCGUCCUUCACAAACUAGAGAUGAAGAGUUUUCUGAGAUGAGAGAGCGUCUUCGACAGUUAGAGGAGCAUGUCCGGACUCAUUGUAUCACCCCGGGAUCUCAAUCUGCCCCACCACCACCACCCGAUGAUCCUGAUGUUGGAGCACCGACUCAGUAGGACUUAUGUAUGAAUUUUAUUACAAUUGACUAUUACAUUAUCAUGUUUAAGACAAGUCUUUAUUUUAAUUCAACGAAUACACUCUUAUGUUUUUUUUUAUAUCUUUAAUAUAAGUGUUUUAAUUUUA